GGCGGGCCCAGAAAGGUGAGGGGCGGGGAGCGCGGUGGAGCGAAACUUGGGUGAGAGUGCUAAGAUGGCAGCAGCAGACGGGGAGCCGAAGCCCAAAAAGCUGAAGGUGGAAGCGCCGCCAGCACUGAGUGAAAAUGUUCUCUUUGGGAUGGGAAAUCCUCUUCUUGACAUCUCUGCUAUAGUGGACAAAGAUUUCCUUGAUAAGUAUUCUUUGAAACCAAAUGACCAAAUCUUGGCUGAAGACAAGCACAAGGAAUUGUUUGAUGAACUUGUAAAAAAAUUCAAAGUUGAAUAUCAUGCUGGUGGUUCAACUCAGAAUUCAAUUAAAGUGGCUCAGUGGAUGAUUCAGCAGCCACACAAAGCAGCCACAUUCUUUGGAUGCAUUGGGAUAGAUAAAUUUGGGGAGAUCCUCAAGAGCAAAGCUGCUGAGGCCAACGUGGAUGCUCAUUACUAUGAGCAGAAUGAGCAGCCGACAGGAACCUGUGCUGCGUGCAUCACUGGUGGCAACAGGUCCCUUGUUGCUAAUCUUGCUGCUGCCAAUUGUUAUAAGAAGGAAAAUCACCUUGAUCUGGAGAAAAACUGGAUGUUGGUAGAAAAAGCAAGAGUUUGUUAUAUAGCUGGCUUUUUUCUUACAGUGUCCCCAGAAUCAGUAUUAAAAGUGGCUCAAUAUGCUUCUGAAAACAACAGGAUCUUCACUUUGAAUCUGUCUGCACCGUUUAUUAGCCAGUUCUUCAAGGAGUCCUUGAUGAAAGUUAUGCCUUAUGUUGACAUCCUUUUUGGAAAUGAGACGGAAGCUGCCACUUUUGCUAGAGAGCAGGGCUUUGAGACUAAAGACAUUAAGGAGAUCGCCAAAAAGACACAAGCUCUUCCAAAGGUGAACUCGAAGAGGCAGCGAAUUGUGAUCUUCACCCAAGGGAGAGAUGACACUAUAAUGGCUACAGAAAAUGAAGUCACUGCUUUUGCUGUCUUGGAUCAAAACCAGAAAGAAAUUGUGGACACCAAUGGAGCUGGAGAUGCAUUUGUUGGAGGGUUUCUCUCUCAGCUGGUUUCUGACAAGCCUCUGACUGAAUGCAUCCGGGCUGGCCACUAUGCAGCAAGUGUCAUAAUCAGACGAACUGGUUGCACCUUUCCCGAGAAGCCAGACUUCCACUGACAGAGGAAAACCCAGGCUCGCAAGUAGACAUAGCCCUGAGUGCCUCCUCAGAGUUCCCACAAUAAUAAAGAAAAUGAUCUGCUCUUUUCCUACUAUAAUAAUGUUUAUUCUCAAUCUAGAGAGUGCAGUACUGCUCCUAGAAUCUUUAGCCUCUCUGCAAUCUGGAAAAAAAAAAGUUUAUUUCCAUAGCUUGUUACUGCCUCUUAAAUGUCAAUCAGGAAUAUAACAUUUCAAGAGAAAUGUUUAUUUAAUUUCCAGUUCCUUUGUAAAUUCAUCUGUAUUUAGUAAAUCGAUCAGUUUUUUUUACAUUUCUGCUUUAAAUACAGGUGCAAUUUAAUAUAAUAAACUUUUUAAAGAGAGUAAUCCUAACACAUCAAUCUUUAGCUUUUUAUAUGAAUAUAUUUAAUUUGCAAGUGUGUGCACACACACAUAGAUAAGUCGCACAUGUAUACCUGAUAAUUGGUCAGAUAAGGUACAAUGUCUAUCAUGCCAAAUUAUUCCAAGUAAGUGCUUCAGUAUACAACUGGACCUGUGAUGAGCUUUGGAUAAUUGAAUGAUUUGCCAAAUUUUGAAUUAUGUUACAGGAUUCGAAUCAUAACCUGUGCUUACUUACGGUACUCUGUAAUUUGAUACAAAUAAAAACUUGUCAUAUGGGGA
This is a messenger RNA of Nannospalax galili (Upper Galilee mountains blind mole rat), 1810 nucleotides long. RefSeq names its product adenosine kinase (gene Adk). Gene Ontology annotation, cellular component: nucleus; cytosol. Gene Ontology annotation, molecular function: adenosine kinase activity. NCBI's taxonomy places the organism in Eukaryota, Metazoa, Chordata, Mammalia, Rodentia, Spalacidae. Gene Ontology annotation, biological process: purine ribonucleoside salvage. Bases 65 to 1153 code for a protein of 362 amino acids. The record is from RefSeq and is a predicted model, not a curated record. The transcript is spliced from 11 exons.